AUGCAAACCGAACACGAGGAGACGAGCUUCUCAGCUGAUACAUUAAUGCCAACUGUGUCAACAAUAUGUCCGUCACUUGGAACAGUUGGCAGGUCCAAGACAGAUCCUGGAACGGAUGAUGAACAACCAUCACGAAGUGAUUGUUCUGUCAAGUCGUCGAAACCAUCUUUCGAUUACAAUUUGAAAACAAUCUCAUCUGAUGGUGUCGAUACUAGCAUUUUACCGGCAUUAAACGAGACUAUCGGAUUGACGCCUUAUCAACAGAAAUUAAUCACUCAGUCGUGGCCAAAUAUCUAUUCGAAUGGACCGAAUGGUGUUUUUGCGAGUAAUAUUUACAAUAAUUUAUGCAGUCGAAACACAAAAGCAAAAGCACUCAUGCAAAAGGCGGAUACUGCAUCAGUGUUUGCGCAGAGCGAUAUGGAUUGCUCAACGAUGCAUACAAGACUGACAUUGGAUUUAAUUGAUAACUUGAUCAAAAAUCUUGAUCAAAAACCUGACCGUUUCAUUGAGUAUCUCACCGAUAUCGGACAGCAUCAUCGAUUUCUAAAAGCCGAAGGACUUAGUCAGGCUGCAUGGGAUGAUUUGGGUGAUGCGAUACUGGACGCGGUACGUAAAUUUGACUUGGUCCGAAAGCAUAAAGAAUUACGACGGGCAUGGCUGGCAUUAGUGGCGUUCAUAAUUGAUAAUCUCAAACAGGGACAUACUUCGUUUCGAAGCAGCCGACAAUCAUCCGUCGAUAUUUGCGAUAAUAAAACACUUUAG
Anisakis simplex (herring worm) is the source of this 762-nucleotide messenger RNA. NCBI's taxonomy places the organism in Eukaryota, Metazoa, Nematoda, Chromadorea, Rhabditida, Anisakidae. The record is from the annotation of a GenBank genome assembly.